Myripristis murdjan (pinecone soldierfish) is the source of this 2942-nucleotide messenger RNA. It is a transcript of the gene dtwd2, whose product is annotated as DTW motif tRNA-uridine aminocarboxypropyltransferase 2. The record is from RefSeq and is a predicted model, not a curated record. The transcript has 6 exons. Bases 368 to 1237 code for a protein of 289 amino acids. Lineage: Eukaryota; Metazoa; Chordata; Actinopteri; Holocentriformes; Holocentridae.
UUGCUUAUUCCGUAUGUAUGCAUAAUUAAUCACCUUUCCGCUUUGGACCUUGAAACAAUCAAAUUUAAAUUCAUGCAUGCUGCAUUUUACAGCCAGUAAGCAAUACAGGCAUGAGCUGAAAUUUUACAUACAAAUUUAAAAGUAAAUGAAAUAUACAACAAAAACAAACUCAGUGAGGCUGAGAUUGGAAAAUGACCCUCCAUCAGGAAGAAAAUGUAGAAUAACCCACAAACAUAGAGUACACAUACCUUUUUCCACAACUUGCUUUUCUAGUCAGUGUAUUUCUAUGCCGGGGCUCUUCCUCAGCGCCCCGUGUCACCCUCUGCUUAGCAACAUUAGCUAAGCACGGCUCCGGGUUAACUCGGCGAUGGAAACUGUCCCCAGUUUCUCAGUCACCUCCGACGAAAAUGAAGCGAUAACUUGCGACAGUCCCUGCUCAGAAGACGGAUUCGUCGACGUGUUUGGCGACCUGGCCGCCCUCCCGGUCGAGGUUUGCGAGAGAAGACCGACAUGUUUACGAUGCCGUCGUCCUCAGAAGGUGUGUCUGUGUCCUUUCCUGCCACUGCACCCCUUGGAGGUCUCCACAUGUCUCUACAUAGUGCAGCAUCCGGCAGAGGAGAGCAGGGUACUUCGCACAGUGCCUCUCCUUGCUGCAUGUUUGCCCCCAGGAAAGUGCAAUGUCUUAGUUGGAAGGAGAUUCAGUGAAGAAAAGCACCCAGAGCUGGCUGCUGUGUGCCGGGACAGUAGAACACUGAUCUUGUACCCAGGUCCUAAUGCCCAGAACCUGGAGGAGCUGGUGCAAAAUCAGGGAGGUCAGCAAGACCAGGAACUUGGCACUGUAAAACAUAACAUCAUCAUCAUAGAUGGGACGUGGAGCCAGGCUAAAUACAUGUUCCUCAGAAACAGUCUCCUCCACCUGCCGAAACAGGUGCAGCUCAGCAGGGCUCUGUCCAGUCAGUAUGUGAUCCGCACACAGCCCUCCAACAUCUGUCUGUCCACUCUUGAGUGUGCUGCUGUCGCCUUGUCCAUCCUGGAGCGGAAUGACGACAUCCAAGAGGUUCUCUUGAGGCCCCUGAGAGCUCUCUGCUCUUUCCAGCUGCAGCACGGUGCUCAGGUUCAUCACAGCAAAGAACAUCUACUGAAGAACGGCAUGUAUGAUAAACCCAUGCCCAAGAACAAACGCAAGAUAAAGAGGAUGGAGAAACUUGUGACUGACAGAAACAUUUGCCCGAGAUGAGCGACUGACUCAGACUGAGUGAAAGAUUAUUUAGAGCCCCAAAUCACUGUUUACAGUCUCUGUGGGCUUUUCAGGCCCACAAGUAUACAACAGACAAUAAAGGCCCUCUGACUUAACCUUCAUAGCGGGAAAGAUAAAAACUGCCCUAAAAAUCCCCAAGUGGAACCGUGAAAAAUUGAAGAAAUCUUGAAGGGCCACAGAGAGAGAAGACCCCUUCAUUGCCAGACAGGUGUGCAAUAGCUGCCGACCUGGUGUGCAAAUUACAAAUAAUACGGUCAUCAUGCAAAAGAAAACACACUAGCAGACAAAGUAAAGAUGAGAAGGCAGCAGGAGGCCUCGACCGAUGCAGGCGACACAGCCACAGCAGCACAAGGACAUCGACCAGCCACAGAGCUACUGCAACAGCCAGGAGGAGGGGAGUGAAGUGGACAAAGGGAAUGAAGGGGAAGGAUGAAGAGGACAGGGGGAAUGGGGGUAUGGAGGAGGGUGGGGCACACCUGGGAGGAAGACAGUCGAACUCACAAUUAAGUGUGAUAAGUAGAAAAGUAAGUAAGUACCCAUCUGUAUUGUAUUGGCAGCUGGCAGGGGCCUACGCAGUCAGGGGCCGUUUAUAGCUAUAUCAGGGCAAAGGAGACUGCUGGACUUUUGGGGAUCAUUAUUAUUAUUUUAAUUUAAUUUCUUUUGUUCCAUGUGUUAUCUUAAAAGGAUUACUUCACCCUGGAAGACACUCUACAACAGAUGAUUAUCAAGUUAGCCAGAUAACUGCAGAUAAUACAUCUAAUCUCUAUCUGUAAUCUCUCCAUCUUUGAUCAUGUAGCAGUUUCUGUGGUCAUUGAUAUCACCCAAAAGUAUAAUGUAUAAUAAUUUCUUGUAACCGUAAAUUCAAUUGCUGCUCCUCUUUCCCAGCUGCCCUCACCAAGAAAAUGUUCAUCUCUCUUCGUGAAUCUCCUAUCCCCAGCACCCUUGUCAACCAGUACCACCACACCUUUCCUGCCUUGAUCAGCUGGGUUAAGAUAGUUUCUUUUUCAGACUUCACUUCAUCAAAUGAAAUUCACAGCGCAUCAACUUGAAAGACUAGGUUCACCAAAAUCGACAGAUUUCACGCUCUAGGCAGCAUGAAUGUUGUCACCAAAAUUCAUGGCGACCCAUCAAACGCACCCCUCUGGACAAACCUACUGACUGACUGCCAGCCUAGCUGAUACAGUGACAUAUAGACUGCCGCUUUCCAGUAGGGCCACAAAAAUUUCCCAAGACACUCGUUCCUAAACCUGCUUUUUAAUGUGUAGUCUCUGUCUUACUCCUGGCACCUUAGGUAUUUUAAUCUCAGUCUUAUCUUUUUUCUUUUAUUUUCUUCCUCCUCAAUGCAUAUAUUUAUUCUGGUUAUUCUAUUUAUUGUCUGUGAAAAGUAUCUUUUAGUAUUUAUAAAAGUGCUACAUGAAACAAAUGUAUCAAUAGUAAAAAAAAAAUUACUGGAAACAGAUUAUGCUAUAUCCUGGAGACUUGAAACUGAUUUGAAUCUGUACAGCAAAACUUGAAUAUGGCUCAGCGUUUUUUGCUGAUGGUUGCUGAUAACCAAAUUUUCAAAAGAUAUUUUGUAACAGUGUUAUCUGGCUAACUUGCUAAUCCUGCUUUGUGGAAUAACCUGGUUAUUGUCAUAUGUGCAUUUAUACACAUAUUUAAAUAAAUUAAUGACAAAUGAAACAUA